UUUAAUGGUUAGAUUUUAAUGAACUUAUAUUAUACUUUUACUUCCUAGUAAAAAUAUAAAUAAUUAAUAGGAACUAAACAAAUAUUAUUUUUUUAUGAUUUAGUUGAUUCAACCAUAAGUAUAAAAAGCGAAAAUAUUGAAUCAACAAGAAUAAUAUCAAAUAAGAUUUUUUUUAAAAAAAAAAUUUAAUUUAUAGAUGGACCACAUUUUCCAGGAUUUAUUUUCUUAAAAAAAAAUUAAGGGAUUUUUCUUUCCUUUUUUUUUUUUUUGGCAAAUUUUUCAUUUUGGUUUUUAUUUUCCUAAAAAGUUUUUACAAGGAAAUAUUUUAUUUUUGGAAAAUUGAGAGCAAAUUUUACAUUUUGGUUUUGAUUUUCCUAAAAUAUCUUUAGAGAGUUUUAUUUUUUUAUUUUUGGAAAAUCGAGGGUGAACUUCAUGCAUGUACUGAAAGCUCCUUUAGCUUCGUCUCCGCUCUGGUUUUCUGAGAAGCAAGCAAUGGCGGCAGCAUUGGCAGGGGACGACCUCCCGCGGUCGGGAAGCAUGGCUAGCAGUAGCCGGAGCUGGCGGUCGGCGAGCAUAAGGGAGGUGUCGAAUGCGCUGGAUGAGUUUCAGAGGAGCGGUCGGCAGGUGGCCGACGACGAGGAGAAGCUGAAAUGGGCCGCGAUUGAGAGGUUACCGACCUACGAUCGGAUGAGGAAGGGGAUGCUGAAGCAGGUGAUGAGCAAUGGAAGAAUUGUUCAGAAUGAAGUUGAUGUCACUCAUCUUGGAGCCCAAGAUAAGAAGCAGUUGAUGGAGAGUAUCUUGAAAGUCGUUGAGGAUGAUAACGAGAGGUUUCUCAGGAGUCUCAGGGACAGAACCUAUAGGGUAGGGAUUGAGAUUCCUAAGAUAGAAGUGAGAUUCCAGAAUUUGUCAAUUGAAGGAGAUGGAUAUGUUGGCACUAGAGCUAUUCCAACUCUGCUCAAUUCUACGUUGAAUGCCGUUGAGGGAGUAAUGCGAAUGAUUGGGCUUUCUCCAUCGAAAAAAAGGGUUGUCAAGAUACUCCAGAAUGUGAGCGGAAUCAUAAGGCCAUCAAGGAUGACUCUGCUUCUUGGGCCUCCUGCCUCUGGAAAAACAACUUUUCUAAAAGCGCUUUCAAGGGAACAAGAUGAUGAUCUAAGGAUGACUGGGAAAAUAACCUAUUGUGGUCAUGAAUUCAGCGAAUUCGUCCCUCAGAGAACAUGUGCUUAUAUCAGCCAGCAUGAUCUUCACCAUGGGGAGAUGACAGUCCGUGAGACAUUGAAUUUCUCAGGACGUUGCUUGGGAGUUGGAACCAGGUAUGAAAUGCUAGUGGAGUUGUCAAGACGGGAGAAAGAAGCAGGUAUAAAACCAGAUCCUGAGAUUGAUGCAUUCAUGAAGGCCACAGCCAUGGCUGGCCAAGAAACCAGUUUGAUGACAGAUUAUGUUCUCAAGAUACUUGGGCUGGAUAUUUGUGCUGAUAUUAUGGUGGGAGAUGAGAUGAGAAGGGGCAUUUCUGGUGGACAAAAGAAGCGUGUUACCACCGGUGAAAUGUUAGUCGGACCAGCAAAAGCAUUUUUCAUGGACGAAAUAUCAACAGGGCUGGACAGUUCCACAACCUUUCAGAUUGUCAAGUUCCUGAAGCAGAUGGUCCAUAUUAUGGACAUAACCAUGGUCAUCUCUCUCUUGCAACCUCCACCAGAAACAUAUGAUCUUUUUGAUGACAUUAUUCUUCUUUCAGAAGGUAAGAUUGUAUACCAAGGCCCACGAGAGAAUGUUCUUGAAUUCUUUGAGCACAUGGGAUUUAGAUUGCCAGACAGGAAAGGGGUUGCGGACUUUCUGCAAGAAGUAACUUCCAAGAAGGAGCAAGAACAAUACUGGUUUAGAAAGAACCAACCUUACAGGUAUAUCUCAGUACCUGAGUUUGCACGGAGCUUCGACUCUUUCCAUGUUGGCCAGCAGAUUUUGGAAGAUAUUGGGGUUCCUUAUGACAAAUCCAAAGCCCAUCCUGCGGCUCUGGUGAAGGAAAAGUAUGGUAUAUCCAACUGGGAACUCUUCAGAGCAUGUUUUUUAAGGGAAUGGCUGCUGAUGAAGCGGAGUUCUUUUGUAUACAUAUUCAAGGCUACCCAGUUAUUAAUCAUGGGAACAAUAGCCAUGACUGUGUUCUUGAGAACAGAAAUGAAAUCUGGUCAAUUAGAAGAUGCACUAAAAUUUUGGGGAGCACUGUUUUUCAGUCUCAUUAAUGUGAUGUUUAAUGGGAUGCAAGAGCUUUCAAUGACAAUAUUCAGGCUUCCUGUGUUCUAUAAACAGCGGGAUUUAUUGUUCUACCCUGCAUGGGCUUUUGCCAUGCCAAUUUGGGUCCUCCGGAUUCCUGUCUCCCUUAUAGAAUCUGGGAUUUGGAUUGUUCUUACAUAUUACACCAUUGGAUUUGCUCCUGCUGCCAGUAGGUUCUUCAAACAGUUCUUAGCUUUGUUUGGUGUUCAUCAAAUGGCUCUCUCUCUCUUCCGUUUCAUUGCAGCUGCUGGAAGGAGACCAGUUGUUGCAAACGUACUUGGUAGCUUUACCUUGCUCAUUGUUUUUGUGCUUGGAGGUUAUGUGGUGACCAGAGUUGAUAUUGAGCCAUGGAUGAUAUGGGGCUACUAUGCUUCACCCAUGAUGUAUGGACAAAAUGCAAUUGCCAUCAAUGAAUUUCUUGAUCAGAGAUGGAACAAUCCUGUCACCAAUUCCACUGAUUCAGUUGGAGUAACACUUCUUAAGGAAAAAGGCCUAUUUUCAGAGGAACAUUGGUAUUGGAUUUGUAUUGGAGCGCUUUUCGCAUUUUCUCUCCUUUUCAACGUUCUUUUCAUUGCAGCACUAUCGUUUUUCAAUUCUCCUGGAGAUACUAAAUCUCUACUUCUGGAGGACAACCCUGAUGACAACAGUAGGAGGCAAUUGACAUCCAAUAAUGAAGGUAUUGAUAUGACUGUGAGAAAUGCUCAAGCGGGUUCCAGCUCAGCUAUUGGUGCUGCAAACAAUGAAUCUAGAAAAGGAAUGGUUCUGCCCUUCCAGCCCCUUCCGCUUGCAUUCAACCAUGUGAAUUACUAUGUGGAUAUGCCUGCUGAAAUGAAGAGCCAAGGUGAAGAGGACAGGCUGCAACUGCUACGUGAUGUUAGUGGAGCUUUCAGGCCUGGGAUUCUAACAGCACUAGUUGGUGUGAGUGGUGCUGGGAAGACCACUUUGAUGGAUGUGUUAGCAGGAAGGAAGACUGGUGGGUACAUUGAAGGGAGCAUAAGCAUUUCUGGUUACCCAAAGAACCAAGCCACAUUUGCUCGGGUCAGCGGUUACUGUGAACAGAACGACAUCCACUCACCAUAUGUGACGGUUUAUGAAUCUCUCUUGUACUCUGCCUGGCUCCGUCUUGCGUCGGAUGUAAAGGAUUCAACACGAAAGAUGUUUGUUGAAGAAGUUAUGGAUUUGGUCGAGCUCCAUCCAUUGAGGCAUGCUCUAGUUGGACUUCCUGGAGUAGAUGGUCUUUCAACAGAACAGAGGAAGAGGCUCACCAUAGCUGUAGAGUUAGUUGCUAAUCCCUCCAUUAUAUUUAUGGAUGAGCCCACAUCAGGCCUUGAUGCUAGAGCUGCUGCAAUCGCGAUGCGUACUGUAAGGAAUACAGUGGAUACCGGGCGAACUGUUGUAUGUACAAUUCACCAACCAAGCAUUGAUAUUUUUGAAGCAUUUGAUGAGCUUCUGUUGAUGAAGAGAGGAGGACAAGUGAUUUACGCCGGACCUCUUGGUCGCCAGUCUCACAUGCUUGUUGAAUAUUUUGAGUCUGUUCCAGGGGUUACCAAGAUCAAAGAGGGUUACAAUCCAGCUACCUGGAUGCUAGAGGUCAGCACUUCGGCAGUUGAGGCUCAACUUGACAUUGAUUUUGCAGAAGUUUAUGCCAACUCUGCUCUUUAUCGGAGAAAUCAGGAUCUUAUUAAUGAACUAAGCACUCCGGCACCAGGGUCAAAAGAUCUUUACUUCCCCACCCAAUACUCCCAAUCCUUUAUAACCCAAUGCAAGGCUUGUUUCUGGAAGCAGCACUACUCUUACUGGAGGAACUCUGAGUAUAAUGCUAUCCGCUUCUUCAUGACGAUUGUCAUUGGUGUUUUAUUCGGUGUCAUCUUCUGGAGCAAAGGAGAUCAGAUACACAAACAACAAGACCUGAUCAAUCUAUUGGGAGCCACCUAUUCUGCUAUAAUUUUCCUCGGGGCUUCAAAUGCUUUUGCUGUGCAACCUGUUGUAGCAGUUGAGAGGACAGUGUUCUACCGUGAAAGGGCAGCAGGAAUGUACUCCGAGUUGCCCAAUGCAUUUGCUCAGGUGGCUAUAGAGACAAUAUAUGUUGCAGUUCAAACGUUGGUUUAUGCUCUUCUUCUUUACUCCAUGAUUGGGUUCCAUUGGAAAGUGGACAAGUUUUUCUAUUUCUACUACUUCAUAUUCAUGAGCUUUACGUACUUCUCCAUGUAUGGGAUGAUGGUCACUGCUCUCACUCCCGGCCAUCAAAUAGCUGCCAUUGUUAGUUCCUUCUUCUUAAAUUUCUGGAACUUGUUCUCUGGUUUCCUCAUCCCCAGGCCGCUAAUCCCAAUAUGGUGGAGAUGGUACUACUGGGCUUCUCCAGUUGCUUGGACAAUCUACGGCAUUUUCGCAUCUCAACUGGGUGACAUGACAUCUGAAGUUGAAAUAACUGGAAGGAGUCCAAGGCCAGUGAAUGAAUUCAUCAAAGACGAAUUGGGUCUUGAUCAUGACUUCCUUGUACCUGUAGUCUUUGCUCAUGUGGGUUGGGUCUUCCUCUUCUUCAUCGUGUUUGCCUAUGGCAUCAAGUUCAUUAACUUCCAGAGGAGAUAGAGAAACUUGAAUCCUUUAGUCAGGACAGAAAGUGUAGAACAUCAUAGUUAAUAGAGAGAACAGGAAAGUGUUUGUAGAAUAUUAUAGUUAAUAGAGAGAACAGAAGUGUUUCUUCUUCUUUUCCCCUUCA
Vitis vinifera (wine grape) is the source of this 4984-nucleotide messenger RNA. RefSeq names its product pleiotropic drug resistance protein 2. Gene Ontology annotation, molecular function: ATP hydrolysis activity; ABC-type transporter activity; ATP binding. NCBI's taxonomy places the organism in Eukaryota, Viridiplantae, Streptophyta, Magnoliopsida, Vitales, Vitaceae. Gene Ontology annotation, cellular component: membrane. The transcript has 20 exons. The coding region runs from base 433 to 4854 and encodes 1473 amino acids. The record is from RefSeq and is a predicted model, not a curated record.